AUGAAGUGCGACGAAGUCAAGCCUGUAUGCGGAAACUGUUCGAAAGGCAACCGAGCAUGCGUCUACCCAGAUUCUGCGAGUCCUGCGGAGGUGACCAGUGCUGGACCGCCGACGGUUAGCGAUGAGGAGGCGGCGCGUAGGCAGCGGCACAUGCAACAUGCAAGCUUCGCCAGUACCUCCGAUGCACAAGAGAUUGCGGCUCUACCACCAGGCUCCGGUCCUCCUGGAGACGACGCUACUCACACCAUGAGCCCGCGGAGCAGGUACACUGCCUUUACAGCUGACGGAUCUGAGAUAGCACCGCUGCAAUGGUUCGGCCUGCUGGCUCACGAUGCUUCAGACGUCAAUCUGGACUUGCCGCCUUUGGUUUCCUCCGACGGUGUGCCCAGAAGCAGCAGUGCUUUACGCACAUCGACAGAACCUCCACGACAUCAUGCAGCAGGCAGCCCAGCAGUGACAAGUGCGCAGGAUGUCCCCGUCGUCUCGGCCUCCGUUCCUAGAUCCGCAGAGCUUCUUGUCGAUGAAAAAAAGCGGUGGCAAUCUCCAGGGCCUAUAGAGCUGCAGGCCCAUAAGCAUGGCAUGUUCCAACGAUUUGUCACAUGCAUCAGCCUCUGGAUAGACCUCUUCGACCCUCUGAAGCACUUUUCCACAUUUGUGCCACACUUGGCGCUGCGAAAUGAAGGGUUGAUGAAGGCACUGCUGGCUCUUGGUGCACGACACCUUUCUAUCAAGCCAAGCGAAGGCCGAGACGCUGGUGUCGACCAAACGGCAGCUGUCCAAUAUUACUCAGAGACACUUCAGUAUUUGCAAUCCGCCAUGAGGUAUACGUCCUACAAGAGCAGCCUCGAGCUGCUGGCCACUGUGCUCAUAGUCUCGACUUACGAGAUGAUAGAUGGCGCUGGCAAGGGCUGGGAGCGGCACCUCAAAGGCGUCUUCUGGAUUCAACGCAGCCGGGAGAUCAACGGCGAGUCAGGUGGAUUGGAGCAGGCGGUUUGGUGGGCAUGGCUGCGACAAGAUGUCUGGGCGGCUUUCCGUGAGCGGAGACGAUGCUUCAGCUUCUUCAGGCCUACUAAACCGUACAGCGAGAUGAAUAUUUGGGAUGUGGCGAGCCGCGUGGUGUACAUCCUAGCACAGGUCGUCAACUACAGCUCUGAUGAGGAAAAGCUGCAAGGAGAAGACGAUACAGCUGGCCGAGUUGACAAGGCGAAGACACUUGUCGAUAUGCUGGACGAGUGGAGAGAGAACACUAGUGUCCAUUUCCAACCGUUGCCGGCUCAGUCUUCAGGAGAUCAACCAUUCAAGCCAAUUUGGGUACACCCAUCAGCAUUCGGAGCGGCCAUGCAGAUGUACCAUGUGGCGCGCAUACUGCUUCUCGUGGAUCAACCAGCAGCUGGCGGGUCUGUGGAAUCCUACAGUCGCAGUUAUACCAUCGGCGAGUCUGUCAACGCUAUCGCCGGUAUUGCUCUGACUAUGACAGAAGAUGCAUCUCGAGUCAUAUCUACGCAAUGCCUUUUCGCUGCGGGACUUCGUUGCACUGACCAGGAGAAGCGCGAUUUUAUUGCCAAUCUCAUCACCGACCAUACUCGGCACACGGGGUGGCCGAGCAAUACCAACUUGGCUGAAGAACUCCAGAGCGAAUGGUCGAAAGGCUCCAAAGGAUGA
Saxophila tyrrhenica is the source of this 1662-nucleotide messenger RNA. RefSeq lists its product as uncharacterized. Gene Ontology annotation, molecular function: transcription cis-regulatory region binding; DNA-binding transcription factor activity, RNA polymerase II-specific; zinc ion binding. Bases 1 to 1662 code for a protein of 553 amino acids. Gene Ontology annotation, biological process: positive regulation of transcription by RNA polymerase II. Gene Ontology annotation, cellular component: nucleus. NCBI's taxonomy places the organism in Eukaryota, Fungi, Ascomycota, Dothideomycetes, Mycosphaerellales, Extremaceae. The transcript has 2 exons. The record is from RefSeq and is a predicted model, not a curated record.